Messenger RNA from Notolabrus celidotus (New Zealand spotty), 6641 nucleotides. RefSeq names its product PR domain containing 11 (gene prdm11). The record is from RefSeq and is a predicted model, not a curated record. Gene Ontology annotation, molecular function: protein binding. The transcript has 7 exons. Lineage: Eukaryota; Metazoa; Chordata; Actinopteri; Labriformes; Labridae. The coding region runs from base 416 to 3613 and encodes 1065 amino acids.
AUUAUAAGGUGAAUGUAGUCCAGACUCAGCAGAGUGGGGCAGCCUCUCCCGGUCUCCCGUCCUCGUCCUCCUCUCUGCAGGUAAGAAGGUGAGACAGGAGGAUCUGGUCCUGUCAGAGACCCAGAUCCGGCUCCACAUCCACGCUGUGAAGUGUAAUCCUCGCGCGGUGUUCCUGCAUGUCAUUUCCUGUGGUAAAGAUGGAGGGCACAGCUCGGGAGGGAGACUGAGUCUCUGCUGGAUCUAAGGGAAACUUUGCUCCGGGGAGCCGCGGAGCUGAGAGACCGGGGCUCGGUGCUCUGAGGCCGGGGAGGAGAGACCAGCUGCACCCGGGAGAGAAGCUCCGGGUCCCCGCUGCGUCCCUGCAGAAGACGGUUGAAGAGGACCACAUGCUGAUCUCCACAAACAUGUUUCCACAAUGAGCAAGCAGCCGGUGGACCUCUGGUUCUGUGAGGACUGCCAGGACUACUUCCAGAGCGAGUGUCCGUCCCACGGGCCCCAGCUGUUCAUCCCCGAUACGCCUGCAGCACCGGGGUCGGCCAACAGGGCGGCGCUCACCGUCCCGUCAGGCCUGGAAGUGUUCACUGAGGGGAACCAGGUGGAUGUUCGCUGCGUGGAUCCAAACAUCCCCAAGGGGGCGGUGUUCGGUCCGUACGAGGGGGAGCUGGUGACCAAGGACAAGUCCUCGGGCUUCUUUUCCUGGAUAGUUGUGGACUUUGACAACACGUAUCGAUCAAUCGACGGCAGCGAUGAGACCAAAGCCAACUGGAUGAGGUUCGUCCGGACCUCGUCUGAGGAGAGUGAUCGGAACCUGACGGCGUUCCAGCAUCGUAAAAACAUCUACUUCAGAGCGUGUCGGACUCUGGGGGCCGGAGAGAGGCUGAGGGUCUGGUACAGCAACGACUACAUCCAACGCCUUCACUGCGUCUCUCAGGAGAGCAUCGACCGCAACCUGCACACAGGUCCAGAGAAGCCCCCCGUCCUGCCAAACGUCCACAAAGACUUCAAGUCUCCGUUCCUGCAGUCAGCGCUGCAGGGCAAACCCAGCCCGGGCAAACAGCCUGACGAAGAGCCCGACGGCCAACCUCCUGCCAAGAGGAAGAAGAUCGACCUCAUCUUCAAAGACGUCCUCGAGGCCUCUCUGGAGGACUCCAGCAGGUCUCACCUGGGCCAGUGUAAAACUGCAGCUCCUGGUUCAGAAAGCAGCUUCCACGUCCUGAACCUGAAGGUGGAGGAGAAGGAGGAGGAGAACCCGAGCGGAGAGGAACCCUCCACCUCCUUCUGCCCCAACUGUGUCAAACUGAAGAAGAGGAUCCUGGAGCUGGAGGAGGAGCUGUCCCGUCUCAGAGGGGAACAGGAGGACCUCGUGGGUCCAUUGAUGUCUGAGGAUCGUCAGCCCCAAAACAACCAAGUCCCACCACACCCUGAACAAGGUCCCAUCGAAGACUUCCAAGGGAUGGAGCCCUUGACUCCCACCCAGGUGGUCCUGGACGAAGACGACCAGGACGUGGAUUCUGCUGAUGAGUCCAUCACAGCAGAUCUCGUGAUCUCUCCUGAGGACUCCGCAAAGCUGUCCUCCGUCGGGAGCAGACGGAUCCGUCGCUUCAAGCAGGAGUGGCUGAAGAAGUUCUGGUUCCUCCGCUACUCGCCGACCCUCAACGAGAUGUGGUGCCACGUCUGCCGCCAGUACACCGUCCAGUCCUCCCGGACCUCCGCCUUCAUCAUCGGCUCCAAGCAGUUUAAGAUCCACACCAUCAAGCUCCACAGCCAGAGCAACCUCCACAAGAAGUGCCUGCAGCUGUACAAGCUGCGGAUGCACCCGGAGAAGACGGAGGAGAUGUGCAAGAACAUGAUCCUGCUGUUCAACGCCGCGUACCACCUGGCCCUGGAGGGGCGGCCCUUCUCAGACCUCCGUCCGCUGGCAGAGCUUCUGAAGAGGUGUGAACUCAAAGUGGUGGACCAGUACAUGAACGAAGGGGACUGUCAGAUCCUGGUCCACCACAUCGCCCGGGCUGUGAAAGAAGACCUGGCUGAGAAGAUGCGCCUGUCUCCGUUCCUCAGCGUCAUCAUGGACGCCCAGAACGACGACCUCUUCUCAGACAUGGUGGCGGUCUACGUCCAGUUCAUCACCAACGAGGGCUCCCCGAACACAGAGUUCCUGUCCUUACAAAGACUGAGCAUGGCCAGUGUGGACGGGUACCUUCAGGCUAUGGAUCGAGCCUUUGGGGUCCUUGGUCUCAGGUUUCAGGACUUGCUGGUGGUGGGUCUGGGGGUAGACGGCACCAACAUCUCCUCAGGGAUGAGAGCCAACCUGUACAUAGCGGUGCAAAAGAUGUAUCCCUGGAUCCUCUGCCUCCCCAUCAUGAUCCACCGGCCCCACCUGGAGGUUCUGGACGCCAUCAGCGGGAAGGAGCUCUCCUGCCUGGAGGAUCUGGAGAACAACCUGAAGCAGCUCCUCAGUUUCUACCGCUACUCGCCCCGCAUGAUGGCCGAGCUGAGAUCCACCGCUCCCACGCUGUCCGAGGAGACGGAGUUCCUCGGAGACAUCAGAGCCAUCCGAUGGAUCAUCGGAGAACCGAACGUCCUCAACGCACUCAUCAAGGACUACCUGGAGGUGGUCUCACACCUGAAGGAGAUCAGCAGCCAGACCCAGAGAGCUGACGCCGCUGCCAUUGCCCUCACCCUCCUCCAGUUCCUCAUGGACUAUCAGUCGGUGAAGCUCAUCUACUUCCUCCUGGACAUCAUCGCCGUCCUCUCACGGUUGGCCUUCACCUUCCAGGGAGAGUACCUGCUGGUGUCCCAGGUGGAGGCUAAGAUCCAGGAGGCCAUCCUGGAGAUCGGACAGUUGGUGGACUGCCCCGGAGAGUACCUGCAGGAGUUUGAGGAGAACUUCCGUGAGAGUUUUAACGGCAUCGCUCUGAAGAACCUGCGCGUGGCCGAGUCCAAGUUCCAGUCCAUCCGAGAGAAGAUCUGCAACAGGAGCCAGGGGAUCCUGUCCCAGAGGUUGGACCUGCAGAGCCGAUCAUUUGCCAAGGCCUGUAAGGUCCUGGACCUGUCCACCUGGCCUCACAACAGGGAGGACCUGGAGGCUUAUGGGGAGGAGGAAAUCCAGGUCAUAUUCAACCACCUGGACUCCAUCCCCUCUGGGGGGAAGGAGGUCUCCAUGGCCAGGACGGAGGCCAAGGGCAGCCUGGUGGGGGAGUGGAAGGACCUGAAGGCAGACUACUUCAGUAUGAACGGCUUCAAAGAGGUCAUCAGUCACGUCUGCAGGUACAAGCAGCGUUUCCCUCUGCUGAACCGGAUCAUCCACGUGGUCCGGGUCCUGCCCAGCUCCACGGCCUGCUGCGAUAAAGGCCGGGGGUCUCUGCAGAAGAUGUGUAAGAACCAUCGGUCCCGGCUGACCCUGGAGCAGAUGAACGACCUGCUGAUUGUGGCCGUCAACGGACCGCCCAUCACGAACUUUGACGGGAAGCGAGCGUUGGACAGCUGGUUCGAGGAGAAGUCCGGCAGCAGCUACUCGCUCUCUGCCGAGGUCCUGAGCAGGAUGUCGUCCACGGACCAGAAGUCCGUCCUGCACAGUGUCGACGUCAACACAGAGUUCUACCCGGACAUCUAACAGACCGACCCACGAUGAGGAGUUACUCUGCUCACACACAACCAACCAACACAAACAAGAACCACUAACAGGUCUUUAAGGACACCAGGAAACCGGUCUGGUUUUCAAAAUGGUUUUCAAACCGUUCAACAGGAGAGGAGCUCCUUUAGGCUUCAGUCACAACACAUCUACAGAGACUCAGAACCACAAAGAGACUCAGAACCACAAAGACACUCAGAACCACAAAGACACUCAGAACCACAAAGACACUCAGAACCACAAAGACACUCAGAAACACAAAGACACUCAGAACCAGAAAGAGACACAGGACCACAGACAUGUCCCAGGUCUACUACAGGGAGAGACAAAACUAGCACAAGAUGCUAAUAUGAAAACACUGACUGAGACCAGACACACAGAGACAUGAGGGACUACAGAGACCAGACACACAGAGACAUGAGGGACUACAGAGACCAGACACACAGAGACAUGAGGGACUACAGAGACAGACACACAGAGACAUGAGGGACUACAGAGACCAGACACACAGAGACAUGAGGGACUACAGAGACAGACACACAGAGACAUGAGGGACUACAGAGACCAGACACACAGAGACAUGAGGGACUACAGAGACCAGACACACAGAGACAUGAGGGACUACAGAGACCAGACAAACAGCACAGCUGAGACAUGAACUAAAGACAGAUAAAUACAGUAGAACAGAAACACUAACCAACACACAGAUGAUGCAGAUUAGUCCAAAGUCCAAAGUCCAGCUUUGUCAGGUCUGUCCUCAAGAGGAGAAGAAAACUACGUCUACAAUGUUUGUUUGUUGAAUGGAGGUCUAUGAAAGAGGAUUAGAGACACUGAUGUUUCUUUAGCUCUGACCUUCUUCAUGGAAUGUUCCAUUUGUUCUCAGAACUCUGACAUCAUCAAAGACAGAACUCUGACAUCAUCAAAGACAGAACUCUGACAUCAUCAAAGACAGAACUCUGACAUCAUCAAAGACAGAACUCUGACAUCAUCAAAGACAGAGUUGAUGAUGUCAGAAGUCUGUCUUUGAUGAUGUCAGAAUUCUAGAACACCUGCUGUUGCUCUCCAUACAGACUGUUUCUCCUGCUGACACCUGAUUGGUGGAUACUCCUCAGACUACAGACAGAGACCAGAACCCUUCUCAGACUACAGACAGAGACCAGAACCCUCCUCAGACUACAGACAGAGACCAGAACCCUCCUCAGACUACAGACAGAGACCAGAACCCUCACCAGACUACAGACAGAGACCAGAACCCUCCUCAGACUACAGAAGGAGACCAGAACCCUCCUCAGACUCCAGACAGAGACUAGAACCCUCCUCAGACUACAGAAGGAGACCAGAACCCUCCUCAGACUCCAGACAGAGACCAGAACCCUCCUCAGACUACAGACAGAGACCAGAACCCUCCUCAGACUACAGACAGAGACCAGAACCCUCCUCAGACUCCAGACAGAGACCAGAACCCUCCUCAGACUUUAGAUAUAUAUACGUAUAUAUGAAUUCAGAUGAGUGUGGCAGAGACUCUCUGUCUCCUGAGGCGUCCUUGUUCAGCCGAGUCGAGUCCUCGCUCUCUGUCUCCUCUCACUGAUGGUCUUUGUCAGACCGGGCCCCCUGAGAGUCCCUGCACUUGUUAGAUAAAAUAAUAAAGCACUUGUUGCCUGAAGAAAAGUCAGUUAUACGUGAAGAACAAUCGAUUAGUGUCAAACUGAGCGUCUGUGCCACUCAGCCGCUCUCUGCUGCAGCGGGUCAUUCAGCCGAGUCAGCGCCUGACGGAGGGAUGGAGUGAUGGAGGGAUGGAGGGAUGGAGGGAUGGAGGGACGGAGGGAUGGAGGGAUGGAGGGAUGGAGGGACGGAGGGAUGGAGGGACGGGUGGAGGGAUGUAUAGAGGCUUUAUAUUUCUACGACCCUGACUCACACUAUACAUGCUGUAUAAAGUGUAUAUACUGUAAAAGCUGUGGAGCUGUUUGUAAGAGAGUAUUUUUCUCUUGAAUGAUUGUGCCAUAACGCUCCAAUGCAAGAACCAAAAUAAGAGGGUGCUGUCCCACGCCGCCAUAACGCACUCUGCCAUAUUAGUUAGACGUUUACCGCUGAGGAUUAUAUCUGUUCCUAUAUUUCUUUUCAUAUGAUGACUCUGCUUCAUGUUGGGAGAAACUCCAGUCUUGUUAAAGCGAGACGUUGAGACUGCAUGAUGAUGAGGAUGAUAAGUGUUGCUUUAGUUCAGACUUUGUGUUAUUGAGACGCCUGGACGUGAAGCUGAAUCAGUGUACCAUGGUCACAGAGCUGAGUCAGCUUUAUAUCCUUUACAGCAGAUGUAUAAUGCCGUCCUGAGUUAAAGGGAGGGUUGGAGAUUUUGGGAAACUCACUUUAAGGAGCUUGUUUUAUUUUCAUGUGGUAUAAUUCUGACUGUAUGUACAGGGAACACAAAGACGUCCCCUGAUCUAUAUAAGCACACUUUGAUCCAUGAAGGGUCACGAUGCAGACAUCACGGCCUGUUUCAUGGCUGCAGAGCUCAGACGAGCUCCAGACUGAUGCUUUCACUCUGUGCAUCAUUGAGUCAUCGUUAAGAUUCAAACAGAAGACUUGACUCCUGUGAGCUCUGAUUGGUCCGUUUGAUGCAGACGUGAAGAUGGAUGUUUGUUUUUAUUGACAUACCGUGCAUGCCUGUGUUAUAUGCAUGCAGAUCUUUCUGUGUAAACUUGUUUUAAAGCAUAAUGUUUGUAUGCAGGACGCUGCCUGAGCCGGUCCAGCUCCGUCUGUCAGCGCGGCGCUCUCAGGAGAGACAAACUGACUUCAGAGUGCAGAUAACGGCGUGCUGCACCUUUCUCUGUUUGUGUUUUAAUGGAUGGAUGUUCUUCUUCUUUAAACCGACGUCGGGCUGAUUGUAAUCUGACUCUGUGUGGAGAUGAUCUGAGCUGAUGAUGUGAUGUUUGCUGAUCUGUGAGAUUUUUACCUGCUGGAUUUAUGAAUGUGGUCAACGAUGAACCAAAAGAACUCGUGCAGUCAACCCAUU